Molecule: messenger RNA, 1754 nt
Organism: Microtus ochrogaster (prairie vole)
Lineage: Eukaryota; Metazoa; Chordata; Mammalia; Rodentia; Cricetidae
Gene: C3ar1
Product: complement C3a receptor 1
Biological process (GO): phospholipase C-activating G protein-coupled receptor signaling pathway; inflammatory response; positive regulation of cytosolic calcium ion concentration
Cellular component (GO): plasma membrane
Molecular function (GO): complement component C5a receptor activity; G protein-coupled receptor activity; complement component C3a receptor activity
Source: RefSeq, a predicted model, not a curated record
GUGAAGUCAGAUAGAUAGCAGUCUAUCUGUUCCUGAGUUCCCUUUACCACGGGGAAGAAAGUGCUCAGCCGCUAGCCCGAUGUACUUCAUGACUUCAUUUCAGCCAAGUGUGGGGACCAGACAGGAUUUGUUGGUGACCGGCAGAUCAGUACUGGAGCCCUCUGAUUCCAUCUCGGUGUGUUUGAUUUGACAAUGGAGUCUUUCUCUGCUGACACCAAUUCAACUGACCCACACGCACCGCCUCCACUUAAAGCCGAACAAAUCCUCUCUAUGGUCAUUCUCUGCCUCACGUGUCUACUGGGGCUGCCAGGCAACGGGCUGGUGCUUUGGGUGGCUGGCCUAAAGAUGAAGCGGACGGUGAACACGGUUUGGUUUCUCCAUCUCACGCUGGCCGAUUUCAUCUGCUGCCUUUCCUUGCCCCUCUCCCUGGCUAACCUGAUUCUCCGAGGCUACUGGCCCUAUGGCUUGUUCCUGUGCAAACUUAUCCCAUCCAUCAUCAUCCUCAACAUGUUUGCCAGUGUCUUCCUGCUUACGGCCAUUAGCCUGGACCGCUGUCUGAUGGUAUACAAGCCAAUCUGGUGCCAGAAUCAUCGGAAUGUGAGAACAGCCUUCACCGUCUGUGGAUGUGUUUGGGCGGUGGCCUUUGUGAUGUGUGUACCAGUAUUUAUAUACCGUGAUCUACUCACUAUAGACAAUCACAGUAUAUGUACCUAUAAUUUUGAUUCCCACGAAAAUUUUGAUUAUUGGGACUACAUGUAUAAAGAUCUACCAGAAAGCAAUACUACUGACAACGCCACCGCUCAGCUAAUAGGACAAACGGACGACAGAUCAGAGCCUUCCUCUUUCCAAAAAAGUGAUGACUGUCAGACAGCUGUCACGGCCCUCCAGUCACAAAUAUUCCAAAAACCUUCUGAAGAUCCAUUCCCUCUAGAUUCAGCAAGACUAUCUAGUGAACAAGGUCACAACAGUGUAAAACAGCCCCGUGUGCUCUUACCCACCAUCCCCAGUGGGCUUCCUGUGGAAGAUGACAGAACCGACACACACAACACCGACGCUUUUCUCUCUGCUCAUACAGGGCUUUCCACUACUGCUUCUAGCAGUGACGUACCUCACCCUGAUUUCUGGGAUGACUAUUCCACUCAGUUCACACACCGCAAUCACAAGCCAAUACCUCUGGUGGCAAUAAACGUCACAAGGCUGGUGGUGGGCUUUCUGGUGCCCCUUUUCAUCAUGGUGGCUUGUUACAGCCUCAUUGUCUUCCGAAUGCGAAAAUCCAACUUCACCAAGUCUCGGAGCAAAACCUUGCGGGUGGCCCUCGUGGUGGUGACUGUCUUUUUUGUCUGCUGGACUCCGUACCAUAUUGUUGGAGUCCUAUUGCUGAUUGCGGACCCAGAAACUCAUUUGAUGGAAGCCGCGUUAUCCUGGGACCACAUUUCCAUCGCUUUAGCAUAUGCCAAUAGUUGCUUCAACCCUUUCCUUUAUGCCCUUUUGGGGAAGGACUUUAGGAAGAAAGCAAAACAGUCCAUAAAGGGUGUUCUGGAGGCGGCCUUUAGUGAAGAGCUCACACACUCUACCAGCUGCACCCAGGACAAAGCCUCUUCAAGGAAAAACAAUUUGAGUACAGAUGUGUGAAGAUGUGGAGUGGGGACCUAAGCAGAUGCUCCCAGGUGAAUACUGAUGAAGGAAGACAUGUUGAGCAGGACACUGACAGUCUGGUGGCCUCAGAGAGAGGGAUCUGAUUAUUGACAUCAGUA